GCGUGGGGCUUGGCCCAGGCCGGGAGGUGGUCGAUCCGAGGCUUCAGUCAGCCGAAAGCAACCAUCGUGCAGCGGUCUGUUCGGCGCCAUGUCGUUCUGCAGCUUCUUCGGGGGCGAAGUUUUCCAGAACCACUUUGAUCCGGGUAUCUAUGUGUGCGCCAAGUGUGGCUACGAGCUCUUCUCCAGCCGCUCAAAGUAUGCACACUCAUCCCCAUGGCCAGCCUUCACUGAGACUAUCCAUGCUGACAGUGUGACCAAGCAUCCAGAGCAUAAUCGGCCUGAAGCCUUAAAGGCAAAGAAAAUUCUGCCUCCCAGGGGAAAUAGGCGGGCAUCCCUCAGCCACCCCAGAUGGGUACUGCAUGGUGGCCAUACUCUGGCCACCCUCACUUGGAAUUGGUACCCCAGACAUUCAGACAGGGAAGGAGGGUGGCUGAAACAUCAGGAAGGCUCCCGAGGCCUUGGCUCUGCACUGAUUCUCCUUGGGAAAAGUACUGGUUUGCCACUUAUGGCCCAUAUCCCGCUGCCAGGAUGGGACUGGAGGGCCCAGCUGUCAACUCGUCUUGGCCUCAGGGAGGUGGGCUACCUUUACUUCUUCUCAGUCCACUCCCUCCUUCCUGCCUGUCUGGACUCACCCCUUAGGGACCCAAUUCUGAGACUGACUCUGGCCUUCACUAAAGCUGGUGCCCAUCUCCCUCAAGCUAUGCAAGGAGACAGUACAAAUGGAGGCAGCCCCAGCUGUCUGCUCCAGCCUCAGUCACUGCAUGAUUCACUCUGGUUAAACCCUUCUAGGCAGCCAGAGUGUUGACAGAUCUGUGACUUGUGGUGGGAUUGGGCAGAGGGGACAGACCUUUGGGCUCUCAUUUAUGAGAGGAGAAAUCCUGGAUGCUGUUUCACAAUGUAACUACUGCUUGCCUCACUCAGUCUUAGGAAAGCAUCUAUUGCUCCAGUACCCUGUUUGCACAAGGUUAGGGGCCCUGGAGCUCACAGCCUAUAGUCCACACCUUCCCAGGGCACUGUGACCACGCUUUAUUGCCCUGAAGCUCCUGCCAUCUGGGAGGGUGGGUGAUUCUGAAGCCCUCUUUCCCAUCUUGAAUCCUCUCUGGAAUGAUUAGGAGGAGAUGAAUAAACAAAUGAAACCCAGGCCUGCUCUGUUUAUUAGCAUCACAUGCCAGGAUACAAGGGUCAGGCUUUGAACAGUUGUUUCAUUUGUUCCACAAAUAUUUACUGAGCAUCUGCUUUGUGCCAGGUUCUAGCCUCGGUGCUGGGGAUGCAGCCAUGUGCAAGACAGACAGGGCCCUCGGGGUUUUAUGGUAUACUUGAGACAGUAAAUUCAUGUCAGAUGAUGAGAAGGACCCUAAGCAAUUACAACAGAAUAAGAAUAAUAAUGUUAGGAUAUGUGGAGGGGGUGCCUCCAGUGGUCAGGGAGAGGAUGCUGAGGAGGGGUCAUCUCAAUUCAGCAGUGACAGGUGAGAGAAGCAAGGAGAAGAGCUUCCCAGGCAGAGGCACAGCAUGUGACAGGUGCUGAGAUGGCAGCAAACUUGGCAUGCCCCAGGCCUUGUAGGGGGAGUUGCAAAAUGUGACCUAUGAGGAGGUGUGCUACACUCCAAAAGAACUACGUUAUUUUUGCAAUUUAUAUUGACAGAAAUCUGGGGAAAGUGUGGGAAUAAACAUUAAGGGGUGGGAUAGUGGUGGAAAGAACACAAAGUUCUAUCAGGCUGAAUUUAUUGACAGGGGCUCACUAAGAGACUCGGGAUUUAAUGUUGAGGUUAGAAAGUGUUCUAACAGUUUGUUUAGUUGGUUGACAUGGACCAAAAGGCCCACACUAAAUGGAAUUGAAAUACCGGACCUGCCUUAGUCCACUCUAGAGAAAGGGAUACAAAGGCUUAGGGAGAUUGGAAUGUUACAAGGGAUUUGACAUUUAAGACCUGUCCUGGGAAUGUCCGGAUGACACACGUUUCACCACCAUUGUGAGUAUCCCAAAGAGCUCUGUGAUCACUCUUCUGUGUAGGCCAGAACUUAAUGAGAACUGCUGCCGUGGAAUUGGGAAACUAAAUGCAGUAGAUAGGGGCAUUGGAUCCUGAGAUGUCAAGGUCCAAGUGGAGGUACUUAAUGGCCAAAGUCAAGGUGGGUGUGGUUAGCCUUAUAGCAAAGUCAAAGCAGCAGAGUGUGACUUACUGGCCUAUGGCAUUGGCUGCUUGAUCAUGAUGUCUCUAGAAGUGAAAUAGAUGGGAAGCUUACUGAAUUCUUAGUUAUCUUAGCUCCUAAGCAGAAGAGUUCUAGGUCAAGUGAACAAAAGGCUAACUUAAUCAUAAAGACAGUUAUGAUCCCUUAAUCAAUUGCCAGACUUGCGUCAGUUCACAGACCCAGAACUUGAAUGAAGGGGAGGCCGGACCCCUUAAGGAAGAACCCUGGUAUGCUGCCCACUAGUCUUUCAUCUUUAAUCUUUACAAGUAAUCUUUCUUCUAGCCUUUCCUAAAGGGACCUACAGUCUUUUACCAGAGAGCCUGUGUGGGGAAAAGGAAAUAAUCAGACAUUUCUGGGACUGUGGACACUGGAUCUAAACUGAUAUCAUCCAGUCCUGGCCUGGUAGCCCAGUUGGUUAGAGCAUCGUUUCAGUACGCCA
Molecule: messenger RNA, 2623 nt
Organism: Molossus molossus (Pallas's mastiff bat)
Lineage: Eukaryota; Metazoa; Chordata; Mammalia; Chiroptera; Molossidae
Gene: MSRB1
Product: methionine sulfoxide reductase B1
Exons: 3
Coding region: 89-805 (238 amino acids)
Molecular function (GO): peptide-methionine (R)-S-oxide reductase activity
Source: RefSeq, a predicted model, not a curated record